AAGGAGUCCAGGACAACAAUGAAGUCUCUCCGAUUCAUUAGCGCCGAAGCAUUUGUGUCAAAUGCAGAGUUUGCCAGGAAGAGUCUCGGUGCUGUUGCCCAUGAUCUUUUUCCGCUUCUUUUUAAAGCCAGCUACUUACUGGAACAAGGGGAAGUGAUUCACGACUUGGUAGAGAACUGGCCACUUUUUGAUUUUAACAUGGGAAAACUUUUGGGAGCUACUCUGGACUACCAGGAAGACCUGAGCCAUAGAACAUGCUCAGUGUGCUUGGAAAGCUGUCUGACAGGGCUGAGAGACUAUGUGCUGAAUCAGUCUUCUCCCUACAUGAAAAAGUUGAAAGUGGUCGACCUGACGGGUAUAAAAGAUGUUGAAGUUCAGUUUUGUAAGUGCAAGAAGACCAUGGGCAGGUGGGCCAGGACACAGCUGCUCUCUAAGCUUUGUUCAGAACUGCUGGUUUACCUGCAACGAGCACAGUGCAAUCCAGGUACCUUUGAAAUCAGUAUCAAUGUGCUAAUUGACUUGUUUGUUACAGAGCGGAACUAUGAGCUGGUUGUGCAGGCCCUGCUGAAGAAAUGCAGUUGUCCACUGAAAAUCUGCUGUGUAGCAUUCAGAUCUGACAACCUGACCUUGCAGAAAUUCUUCUAUAUCAUAAAACUCACUGAUCCCUCCUUGUUGCGUAAACUGGAAAUAGUUCAUAAUGUUCACUUGGAAAUGGAACACUUGGAAAUGCUCUUCAACAGCAUCCACUUCCCUCUAUUGAUGUCUUUGACCUUGCCAGCACGAACAUUUAAUGUGAGGAGGUUCACAGCUACAGAUGAACAGAUGCUUUCUAACAUUGGAGAAAAGAUGGGUGAAAUGUCACAGCUCACUGAGCUGAGUAUGUCAUUUUCUAUACUCACUGGAAGAAUACAGAAACUUCUCAGCCCACUAAGAACUCCCCUGAAGAUGCUGGAUGUUUCUAACUGCUCCCUGAACCAUGCUGAUAUGGCCUUUUUAGCCAAUAGCUUCCAUGCCAACCACUUGGAAGUCCUGGACUUGAGUGGUCAUGAUAUACCUGAGCUUUACCCAUCAACAUUCUUUAAGCUCCUCAGCCAUUGCUCUUCAGUGCUCAGGAGUCUUACCCUGGAGGACUGUAACAUCCAGGACACUCAUGUCAACAUGUUGAUUUUAGGUUUAAGCCCUUGUCAAAAACUACAGGAGUUUAAGUUUAUUGGAAACCCACUGUCAUCCCAAGCACUUAAACACCUUUUCACAUUUCUCUGUGAGCUGCCAAUGCUGAAAAAUGUGGAGUUCCCAGUUCCAAGGGAUUGCUACCCUAUUGGCAUCACAUACCCCAUUGAUGAUGCCAGUCUUUGCAGAUUUGAUCACCAAAAAUAUGAAAGGGUAGCAGAGGAGCUUAACCUCAUUUUACUCCAAGCAAAUAGAGAGGAUGUGAAGGCUUCAACACCACUCUUUGGGAGUUAUGAUGCAGCUGUACAGGAGACAAACAGUGAACUGGGAGCUUACUUGAUCAAGUCCUUCAAAGAGACUUUAGAGAAGUUCAGUACUUCAUUUAACAAAAUGAGUUAAAGUGGUAAAAUUGUUAAGUAGCGAUGAGAUGAACUCAAAUCAGAACUUUAGUCUUUUGUAGAAACUGCACCUUCAAUCAUCAGUUGUGAAGUUUCUUUAGUUUUUCAGCUGAAUUUACUAUUGUUUGAAUGGCCUCUAAUCAUCUGAGGUAUUGUAUCUUAUGCUAUGUCUAUUGCAUACACCUUACACAAGCACUACUUGCUCACAAAAAAAGAGAGGACACUUAAAAGCGCAUGAUUUUAUACAAAUGCACUUUUUCUCAGUAAAUCAAAUAGGUGUUUAAGCUUGUAAAGAUUUCUUAUACAGGUUCCCUUAGAUUUGUCAGCUGGUCUGGUAGCCCAGCAGAAAAAACAGGGAAGUCCUUUCCUAAGUCCAGCAGGAUGUUCAAAAGACUCUGCACAUAUCCUCACAUGUGGCUCUCUAAACUGAUUUUUUUCCUGCUCAUGACCUGAAUUCACCAAUCUGUGUUUUAUGCAGUAUAUUCCCAAUAAUGGAGGAUGUGUAGCAGCCUCCAUAUCCCUGUGCCUCUUUCUUCUGCAGAGGCAAGCUCAAUAAACAGAAUUUGUCUUAUACAUUGCCCUUGGUGAGUAAAAUUCCAUACUGAGGAGGCAGCAAACCAAAUGGUUGGCUGAACAGCAGGGGAUCUCCAAGGUACUCCCUGGAAUCAGCUUCUCAGCUGGUGGAAUGUACCCUGCUCCUUUCAGCUGUUUUAAAGAAACUCUGGGACUGUGGUAAUACUGAAAAAAAGACUAGUGUUGAAAAAACAUGAAAAGAAAAUUAAUCCAAUGCCAAUUUAAAAAAUGUGGAAAAGGGACAAGGCUGGUUGCUGAGUAACUAGAAGUUUAUGUGUGUAAAACACUGCCAGACAUCCAUCAGGACUGUGUGUUCUCUACAGACUCGCAACCAGUAUCAGGAAAAAUCACAUUUAUUUGUCAAGCUUUAGUGCAAGGGAAGUAUUAGAGUGACCCCAGAAUCCAGACACGCAGCAUUGGAGCAUAGGUAAAGGGGCCAGCUGGAUGUGAGGACAGUAAGGGCCACAAGACACAUCUGGGGAGAGUACUAUAAAUCUAUAAAUGGGCCCUGAGUGGUAAACAAGUGCUACUCACCUGUAAAACUAGACUUGGUUAGCUUCUGGGUAAUUAAAAAAACCAAAAAAGCCCAGGUUAAUGCAAAAUGUUCUGCCAUUAGAUAUACUUUAACAGUUUGUGAAAACUUGAUCAAACAGGACUGAAAAUGCAUGUUUGUAGCAAGAGCUGAAGGUGUCAUUGUAAUUUUGAGGAUCAACAUUAAGAUAACCAGGACAGUUUAUUUGAAAUAAUACUGGGCCUCAUCUUCUGAGGGUAAGGAAAAAACUUCCUUCAUUUAGGCAGUGCUGAUUUGUCAAGCUUUCUGUUUAUUCACAGUAGGAAUAUGCAAGCAACUCUUAACCUAAUUUAUUAAAAGAAACCCCAAAAUGAAACAAAAAUUAAUGGACUGAGUACUAAGCAGAGCUUACAGGUUCCACAUAAUGCAUUUAAAUAUUUUUAAUGUCAGCUUACAUUCUAAGAUAUUUAAUGAUUAACAUAUGAUGAUAAAAUUGAAAGUGAAUGGUCAUGACCUGUUUAUGUUUACAGAACACUUAAGAAAUAAAAAAAUAAGCUAAGUUGCUAAGCUAAGGAGUUGUGAAUAGCAAAUGACAGGAUUAGAUUCCGUAUAACCUUGCUUAUAUUUGGACAGAAUUCUACAUGCUCCUUUAUCCUUGCCUGUACUCUACCUUUUCUUCCCUCUUGCCAUUCUUUCAGUCUCAGACUUGACCCAUGACUUCUUAGUCAGAUGUAAGUUACUUGAAUUUUGCCAUGCCAAAUGUCUAUCUCUUUGGGAUGAGUAGUGGCAGUUUUACUGGGAGAGGACACUGUAUUUUACUGUACUGUACUCCAAUCUAACAGGUUGUACCUGGAGAUGAAGGCUGGCCAUUUUGGAACAUGCUGUGCUACAAUAGUUGGUCCUUGCCUUUUUCAGUACACACAAAAUAGACAGCUCUUAUGUCAGAAUAAUUAGAUGCCUUAUAAAGUCUGCUGUCUAUGUAGCUGUCCUUCUGGUUUCCUGUUGUCAUAGUUCACCCCUUUACUUUAGUUCCUCCUUUUUCUGAACCCCACAAACUCCAGCCUUUCUUCCAUUUUCAGUCUCAUGUCUAUGUGCUGGCUCCUGGGCCAGCAGAAAUGUGUAGCUUUUGUUUUUGUGCAAAGUGAGGGUCACCACUAUGACUAUUUUAGAGCUUAGCUCUCAAAUAUACCACCUUCUUCUCUUUAGUUUCUUUCUUAAUUAUGGUUGUUAUUGUUGGUUUCAAAUACAGGUCAAGCUUUAGCAUUUGGGUGUUUGCUUGACCAACUGCAACAAGGAUUUCUGCCCUCUCUCAGAAGGGUUCCUGCAUGUCUUCUGCCCCAGCAGUGUGAUUAUGGUUUGGACCUGCUCUUUCUUCCUUUUUCCACGUGUGUGGGACUUGGAAUGCAGCUGUUAGAGAAGAAUGAUUAAUGCUACAAUGACCUUGCCAUAUAAAAUUACCUUAUAUUUUGCAAGUACAGACAUACUGAUUGAGUCCUGUUUGGUAUUCCCUUUUCUUCCUUAUGGGACUAUUGUCAGCUUCACUGGGUUCAGACUUGAGUAGAUCUAAGUCCAUUUGUACUGUCUAUCCAGAAAGCUGUCCAAAGCCUUGACUACAUACCACCUUGAGGUGGAGACAGUCUUCUAAGCUCCAGUUAAGGCUGCCCAGACAGAGACAGGACAGGAGUUACCACAACACUGAAACCACACAGCUGUCAAUGGAGUGAAGAUCUCUGAUGUGUUGUGAAUGGAGUUGUGUUCAAUUCCGUCCUAUCACAUCUGCUCAUGAUGUUCCUUUAAGUGUCUGAAGAAGAAUACUCAAAGUCCCUUGAGGUUUCUUUGUGAAAGACACAGAAGAGAUGCAUGUAGAAAAAAACCUCUGGAAAACAAAACCAGGAUAAAACCAAAAUCAUUCUCACCAUAUUCAAGCAAAUGUUCUAAACACAAAAUACAAUAAUGAGCAGCACAGGGAAACUAAAGGCUGAAUUUUUAGUUCCAGUAUAAAGAAAGAGACUGUUAAAUUUGUAUUCUAUUCACCCGGCUUUAUUCAGUACCAUAUUGUAUUUUUUAAUUCUUUAGCAUAUUUUAAUUUCAUUUACUGGGACAUAUUUUUUCAGUAGCAGUCACUUGCAAAUCUUUUUCUCUUGCAUGGUAAGAAUUUUCAGAAGAACUUGCUGAUGUUGAAAUUGCUAAACUCCCCUACUCAGUAAUUGUACUGAGUUCAGUGAAAUACCUUGUACGUAGGAAAUAAAUACUCUCCUUUGACAAACCUAAUGAAACUGAAGAACAGGUAAGAAGUCUUUAUAAAUGACCUUUGCUACAUCUCAUCUCUUCAUAAUUUAAGUUUCAUAUUAUGUUUCAGCCACACACAGAGCAGUUAAAAAAAGCAACAGGAAAAAAGAUGAUAGUAAGAUUUUUACCGUGGAAGAAGCAGCACAGCAGCUUCUUGGAGUCAGCAUCUCAACAACAUAAAAGCCUAUAAGUAGAAAAAAGGCAAAUAAACACUACUGUUGCAAGAAAGUUGUCAUACAGGAAACUGAAACAAGCUUCCCAAUAUAAUCCUAGACCUUUCAGAUUAAUAUUCUUAAAUUCAAAAGUUAUGGACUACAGGUCAAUUCUUCUGAACAAGCAUGAACUUUGCUUACAAAGCUCCUCUUUCUCUCCUUAAGAUCAGUCAACAAUAGAGCAGGACUGCAUGAACUACCUUAGAAAGAAACAAGGGAAGGAACACUGUACCUAAUGCUUCUCUCCAUCCUGCCUUAAAGUAAAAGUACCCUGUCUGAAAAUUAUUGUGUGUAGGAUAAUAAUUUAUAUGGAAAUUUUACAUCUCUUUCAAUGAACAUGUGGUCAGAGAUUGAAAGCUGCCUCUGGUUAAUCCUAAAAACAGCAGCAAGGUUUUUUUUUUUUUUAAUUUUUUUUUUUAAAUAGUCGUAUACCUAGACAAAGAAGCUUUACUUUUGAAGAAAACAUGUUGUGACUGAUGAUUACAUUAUUUUUUAAAAGUCUUUCAAUAGCACCCAGCAUGACCUUCUCUAUCAUUCUUCUAGGUACUAAGGUUAAAGAUAGUUUGCUGUCUAAGGUACAGCUGCAUUGAUAUUGCUUAACUUUACCCAAUAAAUUUUUACAAAAUAAUCCUAAAGUUAGUUUUAAUCUCAAGUGGAAUGUGCAGACUAUAUGCAACAUAGGAUCACAGGAUUUUAAGGGGAACACCACUUUUCUAUCCAGAAAAAAGAUAAAUUAUUUCUCUCUGUAGAAGAUGAUCAGAUCUCCAUCUUGUUCUCAACUUUAAAGUAUUUUAAAUUCCAGAACUGAGAGUAUUCAAACAUCUAAAGGCACAUAUCUGUUCUGAAAAUUCAUGUUGAACAUAGUGGUAAUUUUUUUUCUUCCUUCUCAGUCUUCCAGUCAGAAGUGCUUUUUUUGCUUCUAUUGCCUCUGCUGUGAACUGUGGGAAAUCAUGCACUGAGCUGCUUCCUUUUCCUUUUCCAUGCUCUUCUUCACUGGGCUGAAGGUUUCUCUUAGCCUGAGAUCCACCAUACAACAUUGGUUUUACUUGUUAGAGUUCUAUUUGUUUGCUGUAAAAGUUUUUGCAGACUAAAAGACAACCUUGGCUAUGCUCCCCAUUAUUUACUUUUUAUUGUGAGCACCAGCUAACCUGCUCCUAAUGAAGCAGAACUAUAAGCUUCAUUAAUGCUUAAUAAAAGUUGUAUUUCUAUUA
Molecule: messenger RNA, 6364 nt
Organism: Oenanthe melanoleuca
Lineage: Eukaryota; Metazoa; Chordata; Aves; Passeriformes; Muscicapidae
Gene: LRRC14B
Product: leucine rich repeat containing 14B
Exons: 2
Coding region: 19-1569 (516 amino acids)
Cellular component (GO): cytoplasm
Source: RefSeq, a predicted model, not a curated record